Mycena citricolor is the source of this 329-nucleotide messenger RNA. Lineage: Eukaryota; Fungi; Basidiomycota; Agaricomycetes; Agaricales; Mycenaceae. The record is from the annotation of a GenBank genome assembly.
UCUCGGCACUCCUGGGCUGUUCCAGGAGAUAUUCGAUCACGUCCACGUUCCGAUGGCGUACUUUCUUUCGGUCUCUCAUGCAGGCAGAGUUCGGUACUCGGGAAAUCCUCCUGUGUCUCCGUUGUAUCUCGAGGGCCUGUUCAAUGUUCUGUUAGAGGAGAUAUUCACACCGAGAGCGGAUGAUCUGCUCACUCAGCAGAUAUGGGAAGAUCUGGGUUCAUUCUGUGUGAGCCCCCAAUCCAUGAUUCCCGUGGUCGACAGGGACAACUCUCUCGGGGACAACUACGACGCUUUAUCGCGAGUGUACCGGGGGCGCAAGCUGUUGACAA